AUGGACAACAAAAUGAAGCAAAAUUAUUUACAAUCACCGUUAUUGUGUUUUGAUCUAGAUUCAAACAAAAGAGAAUUAAUUGAAUUAAAGCAUGAAUGUGAAAAAAAGGAAGAGAUUUAUUAUAACGAAUUAAAACACUUGGUAGCUAUGAUGGAAAAAAAUGGAAUAACGGUAGAAAAAAAUUGCUUUAGUAAUGAAGAAUGUGAUACUUUUUUCAAUGAGAUUUCAAAAGAACUAAAGGAAAUUGAAUCAAGAAUGAACUCUUUUGAAAUGUUGGUUAAAGAAUCAUCAAUUGAUGCUUGUGAAUCAAAAAUGUUGGAAUAUGGAAAUUUGAAAGCAAAAUUAAGUGCAUUUUUGGAAGUUGCUGAAAUUUAUUCUUCUUUAAAAAAUGACGAAUCGGAUUUAAAUUUGUCUACAUAUUAUAAUAGUUAUGCUACAAAACUUGCUAGAAUAAAACAUUUAAUAGAUGUUUUUAAUACCAGAAAAGAAGGAGCUUUGGGUAAAGAAUUUGAAAAUCAAUUUAUUGACAAAUUAGAAAAAGAAUUAUUUGAAAGAGAAGAUUCUUUUAUAAUUAUUCUUAAGAAACAAUUUCGUAAUUUAAUAAACUACAAUAAGUUUACCAAUAAUUCAACUACUACAUUUGAAUUAAGUAUUAAAAAAGAAAAAAGUUUCUUAGAAAACAUUUUAUCAUCAAUGUAUCAACUUGACAAUUUAGAUAUCCAAAUGAGAGAUUUUGUAAAAUUUUUAAAAGAAAUUAUAGAAAAUGGAGUAAAGUUUUAUCUAUCAUCAGAACAAUUAUCUAUUGAAGAAACUGAUGUAAAUUAUUUAAUUAAGUUUGUUUAUAAUAUCAAACCUACAAAUACUAACUUGGAUGUAGAAAGUAAAUAUGAUUUCUUCAAUGUUUUUUUUGCAAAAAUUAAUAUGAUAUUCCAUGAUAUUGUUAUUGAUAAUUCAACCAAUUGUAAAUUUACAUUUCUUAAUUUUUUGGGUUCAAAAAUUGGAGAUGAUGUUGUUUCUUUAUUAAAGAGUGAAUAUUUAAUGCCUAUGUUGCCUUAUAAAAUUGAUAAUAUUAAUGACUUUGAUAAGACUCUUAAAAAAGGAAAAAAUAUUAUUAAAUUAUUGCAAAAAGAUAAUUUCCUUAAACCAAAAACAGACUAUUUAAACGAUUUUAUUAAUAAUUUAGAAAACUUAUGUAUUGAAAAAAAAUGUUUAAAAGUCUCUUUUGAUUCAAAAAUAUUAUUAUUUACUAAUAUGUGUAAUAAGAAAUCUAUUGAAAUAACAAUUAAUGAAAUAAAGGAUAUUGAUGUGUUUACAUCUAUUUCUUUGACAAUGGAUAUCAAAUUUGACAUAUUACAACAAAUGAUAGUGUCACUUGGGAAGAAUCAAAAAUAUAUUAUUUCUGAUAAUAUUGAAAAAAUGAUGGAUUACAUUAAUGAACUUACAAAUGAUAUGGAUAAAGUAGACGAUAUUUCAAAAAAGGUUAUUCUAAGAAACAGUAGAAAUAUUAUUAAAAUGAUUUUAAUAUUACUUCCACGAAUUCAUAAAAAUGAAAUUGAUGCUAAUUUUGAGAUUGGGGCACUUUUUUAUAACAAUUACUUCUACAUUUUAUAUCAUUUUUUUAAAUUUCAUUUAAUUGAAAAUAACAAAGAGAAUAUAAACAUUGUAACAAAAUUAAGAAUUUUAGCUAAUGAUGUUAUCAAAGAUCAUUUUCAUGCACUAGUAACUGAAAUUUCUCGUAAAUUAUAUGGAAGAUCAUUUAAUUUAAAAAAUGAUAUUUCAUUAAAUUAUUUUUCAAUUUUUAAAAAUUUACCAGCUUUUGGAUUAUAUUUAAAAAGAGAAGCAAAAAAAUUGUAUGAGUUGUUUCCAAUUACAAUGUAUAAUGAUAUAUGGACAGCCAUUGGGAAACAUUCUCUUGAAUGUAUAGCAAAAAUAUUUAUGGGUAUAAGUGACUUUAGAUCAGACCAAUGUGAAUUAAUGAUAAAAAAUGUUAAUUAUUUAUUUGUUAUUUUUGAUGAAAUUUUUAAGAAAAUCUCUCCUGAGGAGUCUGUUAAAAAUAGAUGUUUUGUGGAAUACUAUCGUCUUUAUGAAAUUUUAUUUUGUCUAAAUCAUUCAUUAGACGAAAUUGCAAUGCGUUUUUGUGAGGAAGAAUAUUGUUCAGAAUUUUUAGAGAAGUGUGAAUUAAAAUCACUUAUUAGAGCAAUAUUUCAAAAUACUGAUAAAAGAGCUGAAAUUCUUAAAAGAAUAUAA
Strongyloides ratti is the source of this 2247-nucleotide messenger RNA. RefSeq names its product Centromere/kinetochore protein zw10 homolog. The record is from RefSeq and is a predicted model, not a curated record. The coding region runs from base 1 to 2247 and encodes 748 amino acids. Gene Ontology annotation, cellular component: RZZ complex. NCBI's taxonomy places the organism in Eukaryota, Metazoa, Nematoda, Chromadorea, Rhabditida, Strongyloididae. Gene Ontology annotation, biological process: mitotic spindle assembly checkpoint signaling; endoplasmic reticulum to Golgi vesicle-mediated transport. The transcript is spliced from 3 exons.